Labeo rohita (rohu) is the source of this 7067-nucleotide messenger RNA. RefSeq names its product kirre like nephrin family adhesion molecule 1a (gene kirrel1a). The coding region runs from base 259 to 2709 and encodes 816 amino acids. Gene Ontology annotation, biological process: cell-cell adhesion. NCBI's taxonomy places the organism in Eukaryota, Metazoa, Chordata, Actinopteri, Cypriniformes, Cyprinidae. Gene Ontology annotation, cellular component: cell-cell junction. Gene Ontology annotation, molecular function: cell adhesion molecule binding. The record is from RefSeq and is a predicted model, not a curated record. The transcript is spliced from 15 exons.
GAGAAAAAGAGGGGGAGAGAGAGAGAGGGAGCAAGAGAGCGAUGAACAAGGAAUGUGCCACUAAUAAGAAACCGGAGCGUCGCUGAGGACGCAAGAGAGGAAGGCAAAAGAGGGAACGGCUGAAGAAAAACGACUAGAAAUGCGAUAAAAAGUAGCGAAGGGCAGCGAAAAGGGGCAAAACACAGCCAACACGUGAAUGGAAGGAUUAUAAUCCACCGUUGGAGGGAUUUUGACGCUCCCCAUGCGGAGAUUUGAACCAUGCAGGGACUGCUGCUGCUUCUGAGUUUGGCGUUGAGUUUUCACAGAGUGCGGACGGCACGGUUCUCUCAGGAGCCUGCAGACCAGUCAGUGGUUUUGGGCCAGAGGGUGGUCCUGUCCUGCGUGGUCUUCAACUAUUCGGGCAUUGUGCAGUGGACCAAGGAUGGACUGGCCUUAGGCAUCGGAGAAGACCUCCGGGCCUGGCCGCGGUAUCGCGUGUUGCGGCUGGUGGAUGUCGGGCAGUAUAAUUUGGAGAUCUCAUCUGCUGAACUCUCAGACGACUCUCUCUAUGAGUGCCAGGCCACAGAGGCAGCGCUGCGCUCGCGACGGGCCAAACUCACCGUCCUCAUUCCUCCCGAUGAGCCGGUGAUUGAGGGCGCCCCGGAGAUCCUCCUCACAGCGGGGGUCCCAUACAACAUGAGCUGCGUUUCCCGCGGAGCCAAACCCGCCUCUGUCAUAGAGUGGCAGAAAGACGGCUUGCCGAUAGAAGGGGCCGUCAGCACCACGGAGGUGCUUCCAGACAGGAAACGUGUGACCACACGCAGUUACCUGCCCGUUCUACCAGUAAAUACAGACACGGGGAAGAACUUCACCUGUGUCGCUACUAAUCUGGCCGUGCCAGUGGGCAAACGGGCCACCAUCUCCCUCAACGUACACCACCCACCGGUGGUGACGUUAUCCAUUGAGCCUCGCUCUGUAUUGGAAGGAGACAGAGUGACCUUCACCUGCCAAGCUACUGCCAACCCACCUAUUAUGGGUUAUAAGUGGGCAAAGGGAGGUGUGGUCAUACAGGGGGCGAGAGAGAGUGUUUUUGUCACCAAGGCUGACCACUCUUUCUUCACCGAGCCUGUGUCCUGCCAAGUGUUCAAUGCUGUGGGCAGCACAAACGUCAGCAUACUCGUCGAUGUCCACUUUGGACCGAUUCUGGUUGUAGAGCCUAAACCAGUAACGGUGGACGUAGACUCAGACGUCACUUUAAAUUGCAAGUGGGCGGGAAAUCCUCCCCUCACACUAACCUGGACAAAGAAGGGUUCAAGCAUGGUUUUGAGUAAUAAUAACCAGCUCUAUCUGAAGUCAGUAAGUCAAGCAGAUGCUGGUCAGUAUGUGUGUAAGGCCAUCGUGCCCAGGAUCGGAGUGGGUGAAACAGAGGUCACACUCACCGUCAACGGUCCACCCAUCAUCUCAAGUGAACCAGUCCAGUAUGCAGUUCGAGGCGAGAGAGGGGAAGUCAAGUGUUAUAUUGCCAGCACGCCUCCUCCUGACAAAAUUGUGUGGGCAUGGAAGGAAAAUGUGUGGGAAAAAGAAAAGGGCACCCUAUCAGAACGAUACACGGUAGAACAGAGCAAAAUGCCCGCACAGGGCGGCGCGGUGCUCUCCACCCUCACCAUCAACAACGUCAUGGAGUCAGACUUCCAGUCCACAUACAACUGCACCGCCUGGAAUUCAUUCGGACCUGGGACCAUGAUCAUCACACUAGAAGAGACUGAAAGAGUGCCGGUUGGGAUCAUUGCAGGAGUCACCGUCUGCUGUUCGAUUCUGCUUCUGCUGUGUUUGCUAGCAUUAGUGCUGUUUUUGUAUCGGCAACGCAAAGGAAGUCGUCGAGGGGUCACGCUCGGCAAGCCAGAUAUCAAGGUAGAGACUAUAAACAAAGAGACCCACAGCCUGGAGGAAGACUCGGGGAGCGUCUCCACGGCAACACGCAUGGUUAAGGCCAUGUACUCGUUUUUACCUUCUGUGACCCUCUCUCCCUCCUCCCAGCCUUUUAAAGAUGACAUUGACCUCAAACAGGAGUUACGCAGUGACACGCUGGACACGCGCCAGGACUACGAGCUCAAGGACCCAACAAACGGCUACUACAAUGUGCGAGCUUCCACCCAUGAUGAGGGACGUCCCGCCUCCCGAUCCAUGCACUACUCAGACUAUCGCACCUCUGGCCAGCCAGGGGGUGCCGCGGCCGUUGUGAGCGGUAGCUCAGGAGCUCCCGGAGCUACUGCAGGUCCGGGAACACCGAGCAGCUUGGCACCAGGCUCACGAGCGGGCUGCUAUGACCCCCGCCCUCCCUCUAGACUCUCGCACAACAGCUACGCCCAAUUCAACACGUUCACCCGCGCCGGGCAGUCCCAGCAGCCUCCGCCCAGCUCUGGCCCACAGACUAGCGACUUCACCGCUGAAUGCAGCCUCUUGGACUCUACCGGUCAGCUCGGAUACGAAAAUUACGGCUACCCGCACUAUCCAACGUUUCGGAUGGGUUUUGGUCCGCCUAGCCUCGCCCCGUUAGAAGGUGGCCCGGCGUAUGAGAUGUACGGAGUCGGGCCGAGCGUCAGCGCAGGAGGAACCGGAACCCCAGAGACUGGACUUGGGAAAUACGGCAGUUCCACACGGUUCUCCUACACCUCCCAGCAUUCUGAUUAUUCCCACCGACACACACAGAGGAUGCAGACACAUGUGUAAGAGAGAAGCGUCACAUGUGCGUAACAUAAGUUACGCUGAUGUUAUGCCGAUAUCGGCCAUAUAAGUACACACACUCACACAGAUACACAGGAUGGAAAUAAUGAAUGAAACAGAGAUAAACACGAAGGGUGAACGAACAAAGAGAAGCUCUGAGUAAACGGAGGCUGAGAAAUGAGAAUGGGAUCCAGGGCAGGAGCGUCUUUGCGUUUAUUUCCCAGCUCCAGGAGCUGAAAGCGAAAGUCACAAUCAAGACUGGUGUCUAGAAAAGAUCUAAGAUCUUUAUACCGUUCACUAAAUCCUGAAUGCUUUUUAUAAGCAUGGUCACAAAGGUAAUUCCUGAGAAAUGAAGGGUGCCUCUUAUAGGCUUAUAGUCUUGUUUUACAGUGGUCUCUGACAGAGAUGGUCAUGUACAUGUAUGAAUUCUCUUCAAUGGCUUCUUCAACUUCUCUCCUUAGGCUUAGCGUAGUUUAAAGGGCAUUUAAUGACAAAUUGCACAAUAUACAGUGGGGUCCAAAAAUCUGAGACCACCAAAAUUUUUUUUCAUUUCUUAUUUAAAUUUUGACGUAAACUGAAAAUUUCCUGAUUUAAAAAAAAAAUGUAAACCUGGAAAUGAAGCCUACACAAUUUUUAAGCUGCUAAUCAAAAGUAAAUUCAUGCUGGAUUACAUGAAUCACCUGUAGAAAAAUCUAGAUAUGUUUUGGACAAACUCUGCAGAAUUCUGUAUGAUGGAUUUAAGUAUAGUAAUAGGGAUGAAACGAUAUUAUCAAUAUCGUGGUGUCGCGAUAGCAAAACUCGAUAUUAUCGUGGUCACAUGACAUAUGAAACGAUAGGUCUUCUGGGCAAAAGUAUAGUUAUUAAAAUAUAUUUAAACUGCUUAUUCUAACAUAAAAGUUCUUUAUAGUUGUGCUUUGAAGCAUUGUGCUUUGACACAGUAUCUGUUAAACAAACUAAAACCGAAAGCACAAUAUGGCUUAAUUUUGCUGCGCGUUUCAAAGCGAUCAGUUUGUGAUCCAAUAUUGUCUGCGUCUCACAACAGCUCCGUUCACAGUUUAUUGCAUGUGCUGUGAGUUUAGCGCACGUUUGAGAACGCAAAGGUCAGCAGUUAUGCUUUAUUUUCACUGCAGAUGAUUACAGCAUUUCACUAGAUUUGUAGUGAAACACGUUUCUGUAAGCCUGAGAAAUCGGGAAAAGAAAAGAAAUUGGGAAAGAAGUUUUGUAAUUUCCCUGCUGUAAUGUAAAGCAAAAAUAAUUUACCUAUGAAAUUUUCAGGAACAUGGGUUGGAGCUCUCAAUUUUAAACUGUCAAAGUGCAUUAGACAGAAUAAUUUAACUUUAAAAUGUACAAUUUGUUUUUUUUUCAAUUCUUAAUUUGUCUUUUUCUAAAAAAAAAAAAAAAAAAAUCGAUAUUAUCAUAUUGUGACAUUUUGAUAUUGUUACAUCCCUAUAUAAUAAUAAUGUGUUUACCAUAUUUAAAGGGAUAGUUCACCUAAAAAUUAAGAAUUUUUCCAUUAAUUACUUAACCUAAAGCUGUUCCAGACAUGUAUUAAUUUCUUUUUUCUGUUGAACACAAAAGAAGAUAUUUUGAAAAAUCUUGGUAACCAAACAGUUGAUGGUCCAACAGUUGAUGGUCCCCAUUGACUCCCAUAGUAUUUUUUUAAAACCAAGGAAGUCAAUAGGGACUAUAUAAAAUUCUUCAAAAUAUCUUCUUUUAUGUUUCAAAGAAGAAAGAAUGUAGAGUAAAUAAGGACAAAAAGGGGUCUAAAGAUGAUUUAAAAUGAUUUAAAAUAAGACUAAAUAAAAUAAAUAUUAAAAUAUGAUAAGACUACUAAAAAUUGGGAACCAGGGUUAAAACUGCCUUAAAAACAAGGAUACUGUAUAUAAUGUAGCCUAAUUUUAGAAGUGUGAUUUUUAGACCUGGAAAACAGGGUUGCCAGGUUUUCACAACAAAACCCGCCCAAUUGCUACUCAAAACUAGCCCAAAACUAUCACGUUUUGAGGUGGGUCCCCUGGUAAAAAUUGUGUUCCGCUUCAACCCGCAGACAUCAAAAAUGACCCGCGGUGACAGUGUUAAAGUAGCCCAAUUCCAUGGAAAACCUGCUGGAAAAGUCAUAGACAUUAAUAAAAUCUUUCCCCAUUUCUAUAAUGAAUAUACAAUUUUUUUUUUUUUUAAUCUUAAUCUUAAUCUUAUCCAGCAAUUCACAGACAAAUUAGCCAUUUUUUUUUUUUUUAAUAAUAAUAAUAAUAAUAAUAAUAUUAAGAUAUUCGAAAAUAAGACUUUUAGACCUCACUGUAAAUGGUUACCAGUGUCACAAAAUAUCAAAAUAUCUUUAUUUUUCCAUUCAUUCUCAAAUGAAGGUCGACAAAGAAAAUGAAGAGCACACAACACUCGUACAACACUCUUGAUUACCAAAGCAACAUAUUUUGAGACUAGAUAAUUCUUUAUUAUUUUGCGUGUAAAUCAGCAUCUACCUGGCUGUCCAGCUUGCUGAGCUACCUCGUCAAACAGGUUACUAGCCUUCCAAUGCAGCGACCAACUGGUGGAAAGGUCCAACUCGAUUGAAAAAAGCACUUUUUGGCAUUCGCAAUAAAUCUCAUUACCCUUUAAAUUUCAACAUUAUGACAGAGAGCAGCUGAGGAAGCCAUUCGACCGUUUUCAGACAUGCCAUUUAGUUCACUAUCCUACAAAUAGUUCAGAACCAUGGAAUAUAUAUAAAUCUAUUUACAUAUUCAUAUACAGGAAUGCCCCACUCUUUUCCAUGGUGCUUUUGUAGUGGGGUCAUUGUUUGCACUGCAUUCCAGUAUUCUAGCUUAGAUUACCCUCAUAAUCGAUAUGUAAUCUCUCAUUUGCACACUAGGCUAGAGCGUUCUCUCUCUACGUUUCGAAUAUUACCGAAAAUCUUCUUUUUUUGUCAUAUUUCUGUAAGUGAUUCUGGACCAAAGGUUCAACGUUAGAGUAUCAGUCUUUAUUUGGGUGAUAUUCACCUCAACGAACAAGAAAAUAUGCAGAUUUGUUUGUUAUCGUUGUUUGCGAAUUUAUUCGGUCGCGAGUGACCUAGAGUUUUUCUUCUUUCUUCUUCUUUUUUUGUUUAAUUUGAGGGUUGGGAACAGCAGAGAAGGUCUGAAACUGAUCCAGCCUUAGGUAUCCAAACUCACCCUUACUGAUCUAAGAUCAGGCUGCUAUCACAUUCGUCUUAAAGAUUGCGAAGAUCAAAUUGGAACUAAUUUAUGGUCAAAGGUCUGGAGUGAUUUUUAACGUCAGUAGGACUUUCAAGUGAAGUUUGAGAUGGGAGAGUCUUUCACUCACUUAUUCACACAGACACACACCUGAUAUUUGUGCCAAACACAAACGACUAACUUGAAGUAUUUUCCGCCAAUUAAGAAAAACUACCUUACGGGGACCAGAGAUGGUCUUUGGCUAUGAACUGUCUUCAACGGGUUUUGAAGGAUGCCAUUAUCAAAGCAAUGAUGACAAAGGAGAAACGUGAGGAUGAAGACAAUCCCUCCGAACAGUGAGGUACUCGCUCUCUGCGACUAGUUUUCGUCUUCGUCCGCAUUUCGAACGAGCCUUGUAAAUACUUUCCCAUGUGUAAUUCCGACUUCAAGUAUUAUUUUACAUCAUCCAAUGUGAUGCACUCUUUAAAUGCAGUAUUGUUAUGUUUUCAAUUGCGCGAAGAAGGUUGACAAACACUAUAGCGAUGGUACUUUCUUGACUUGAGCGGACGAUGAGUAGCUCGGUUGGAGCCAGUACGAUACCAAGAGGAUCCGGAAACAUCUUGAUGACCUGCUUGAGCUGCCAAUCACUCAUCCUUUAUAUCGAUGGCCUGGGGAAAACCUUGUGGGACACGUGACCCACUAAGACAGUAUUUUGCAUUCCCCGUCCCAUCUAAGAACUUGAAGCUCCAUGAAGACGAGAAGAAGGAAUAUAUGAAGGAGUGAACAAAAUAAAGAGUGGCCUUAGGAAAACAUGACUUUUAUAUUCCCUCACUUUAUAAACCGGCUUAAGGCCAGACGAGUGCGUGCAGAUGACGGUAUGUGUGUGUUUUUGUGUGUGCGACUGAGCGCGAGUGUGCGUAUAUGAAAAUCUUUAUGUAAUCCGUUCAUUUACUUCUCUCACGUUCCUGCUCCAAUACUUUUCUUCUGCUGGUAGGAGUGUAUCCUGUAUAAUUGUGUCUUAGAAAAUAAACGUUGACCUUACUGUACUGUUCUUGGUAGCUGAAAAAUGUUUGACAGAUGUAAAACAAAAGUUAUUGAUUUUUUUUUUUAUUUCCCUUUGAUUUUUUCCAAUAUUUUUUAAAAAUGUUACGUAAUUAUUUUUUCACAGUAUAUCAGAAAUAAAAGCACUGUUUUUCUAAGAAUCAA